GCGAGGGACCCCUUUAGGCUAACCGAAAUUUCCUAGAAUAGAAUGAAUUGCGAGCGAGCCUACCCCCUAGGCUAGCUGAAAUUCGUUAAAAUUAAACGACUGUGUGAAAAAGAGGUUAUGUUUGACGUUCUUGAAACGUUAACUUAGUUAAAAGUUUCUUUUUAAAUAAUUAAAAAGUAGAAAUUUUGUGAGAACGUUCAGUUUAAUUCCUGAAAAUGGAUCAAAAUAAUUAUAGACAAAUUAUUUUAAAAUUUGGCGACGAAUCGCAAAAUAUUUUCGUUGAAAAUAAUAAAUUAAAUAAAAGUACUUUGGAGGAAUACUUUCCCAAGGGAAGUACUUUAAAGUACAUUUUAAAUGGAGAAUCUUUUCUCCCAAAUGCGGAUGCCAGUUUUAUACAUUUGAAUCCUGCAGCCGAUGAAUACUUGGUGUCACUUCCAAGAGAUUUUCUUGAGGAUUUACAAAAUAACAUUGAUAUUAAAAAAAAAAAUGUGUUUCUUAUAAAACGGAUAAAUGAGUAUUUUAAUGAAGGCUGCACUCAUACAGAUAUAGUAUCACGCAUCAGAAAAAGUUGUAAUAUUCAGUUAUCAUUGCGGACUUUAUCUAGAAUAAUGAGAAAAUAUGCCAUGAAGAGAAAAAAUAUAAAAGAGAGUCCAAUUGAAGAAAUUGCUGUUGCCAUUUUAUUGGAGAUCGAGGACAGUGGUCAUAAUCUUGGAUAUCGCGCUAUGUGGAAAAGAUUACAAGGAUUGUACAAAUUAAAAGUUAAACAAAAGACUGUGAUGAAAUUACUGAGAAUUAUAGACCCCGAAGGCGUCGAAACUCGCUCUAGAUAUAAAUUGAAACGUCGGAUUUAUAAUGUUCCAGGGCCAAAUUUCAUUUGGCAUGCUGACAACCAUGACAAGCUUAAAAGAUUUGGAUUUCCAAUAUAUGGUUGUAUAGACGGAUAUUCGCGGAAAGUUUUAUGGAUAGAAGUAUCGAGAACCAACAACAAUCCAGCCAUAAUUGGUUCUUAUUUUCUGAAAGCGAUAGAAAAAUGUAAAUUUUUACCAACUUUAAUUAGAACUGAUAAAGGAACUGAGGCCAAUUUAAUGGAAGAUUUGCACAUGGCUUUAAGACAUUCGCAUAAUGACGAAUUCAGUGGCACUAAUAGUUUUUUACGGGGGAAAAGUACGAGAAAUCAAAGGAUUGAAUCAUAUUGGAGACAAUUCAGACAGCAUAUGGGCGACUUUUAUAUCAACUUAUUCAAGAAAAUGGAAGAAGAUAAUUUACUAAAUGUAAGUAAUAGGGUACACAUAGAAUGUUUACGAUAUUGCUUCGAAUUGGUAAUUAAAGAGGACAUUAGAGUGACAAUUAAAGAGUGGAAUGAACAUCGGGUAAGAAAACAGAACAAUAGGAACGUAGUCGGUGGAAUUCCGAAUAUGCUUUUCGAAUGCCCUGAAAUGUUUGGUGCUACAGAUUGGAAGAAGGAAGUAGAUCUUAAUCACGUGUCUUUUUUAAAAAAAUAUACUGAAGAGCCAUAUUUGAUAUCUCCAAUCUUCAAAGAAUUUGCAGAUGAUGUGCUACAAAUGUCUCCACAACCAUCAACUGCUGAAGAGGCUUACAACUUAUAUGUAAAACUUAUAAACAUGAUCGAAAAGUUGUAGGCAAAUUAGUGAUUAGUAGAGAAAUUAUUUAUUUACUCAUCAA
This is a messenger RNA of Leptopilina heterotoma, 1683 nucleotides long. RefSeq lists its product as uncharacterized. Lineage: Eukaryota; Metazoa; Arthropoda; Insecta; Hymenoptera; Figitidae. Bases 216 to 1640 code for a protein of 474 amino acids. The transcript has 4 exons. The record is from RefSeq and is a predicted model, not a curated record.